Drosophila eugracilis is the source of this 1512-nucleotide messenger RNA. RefSeq names its product casein kinase I. Gene Ontology annotation, biological process: negative regulation of canonical Wnt signaling pathway; signal transduction; peptidyl-serine phosphorylation. The transcript has a single exon. Gene Ontology annotation, cellular component: cytoplasm; nucleus. Bases 180 to 1394 code for a protein of 404 amino acids. Gene Ontology annotation, molecular function: protein serine/threonine kinase activity; ATP binding. The record is from RefSeq and is a predicted model, not a curated record. NCBI's taxonomy places the organism in Eukaryota, Metazoa, Arthropoda, Insecta, Diptera, Drosophilidae.
GUUUUGCAUAGCCAUAGCCAGUCCAGGGUGAAAAGUCAAGAUGCCUUAUAUGUCAAAAUCGGCUUAGUACUAGAGUUUUCCAUACAAAAAUUUAAAAAAAGACUGAAUAUCUCGUCUGUAAAAGCAAAUUUCCGAAAGGAAAACUAUUCCUGGCUUAAAGUUAUCGAUUAAGGAUUCCAAUGGCGAAGGUUGGGGUACAACCACCAACCACUCCUGGACGAGCUCGCACCACUUCGCUGAAUCUGGAAAACCAAUUGAUAGGCGGAAAAUAUAGGGUGAUAAAGCCCAUUGGAUCCGGUUCAUUUGGCGAUAUAUAUCUCGGACUGAGCGUAAAGGAUGGCUCCCAAGUAGCCAUCAAGGUGGAGACGAACGAUUCCAAGUAUCCGCAACUGAUGUACGAGGCAAAGGUAUAUGAGCAACUCAUCAGCAAUUACGGAUUUCCCACACUGCUUCAUUAUGGCAGCGAGAAGAACUAUAAUGCGAUGGUUAUAGAGCUAUUGGGUCCAUCCCUGGAGGAACUAUUCAAUCUCUGCAAACGUCGUUUCUCCCUGAAGACCGUACUCAUGGUAAUCGAUCAACUGCUAAUGCGAAUUGAGUGUGUCCACGAGCAUGGAUUCAUUCACCGCGACAUCAAGCCCGAUAACUUUCUAAUGGGUUUGGGCAAUCAGUGCAACAAGCUGUACCUCAUCGAUUUUGGCCUAUCCAAGAGAUACAAGGACAACGAAACGCAGAUGCAUAUCCCCUAUCGCAAAGAUCGCAAUUUAACGGGCACCGUUCGCUAUGCCUCGAUAAAUGCCCAGAUGGGUGUGGAGCAGUCGCGCCGAGAUGACAUGGAGUCCUUAUGCUAUUGCAUGAUGUACUUUAAUUUGGGAAAGUUACCAUGGCAGGGUAUUACUGCCGUCAAUAAGAAGCAGAAGUACGAAAAGAUUUUGGAGAAAAAGAAAAGCGUUUCGAUUCCGGAACUCUGCAAGGGAUUUCCUUCUGAAUUUUGUCUACUGAUGAACUACGUCCAUAAUCUUCGUUUCAAGGAACCACCGGAUCACGGUUAUCUCCGUCAGCUCUUUCGGAUACUUUUUCGCUCACUUAACCAUCAGUACGACUAUGUAUACGAUUGGACACUGCUGCAGCAGCAGAAGGAUCAAAUGCGCCGUAACAAGGAGAAAGAAAGAGAACGGGAACUAGAAAGAGAACAAGAACGAAAUAUAAAACGAGAUCGGGUAGUGGAGCGGGAUCGUGAACGUCAGCGGGAUAAGGAACGACCAAAAGAGCGAAUCAAGGACAGAGAACAGGAUCGUCUACUUAAAACUUCCACCCAGCAGGCGGAACGAUCCUUUGGUCAACGAUCAACCAAAUAUGAUCGCAUUGGCGAUGGAACUAUAUCCAAACGAAAGUAAAACCAUUUGCUAGCCAUAACAAAUAUCUGUGAAAUAUAACAAAAUUAUUUAUAUUUUAAAGUUCAGUGGUUCGUAUCCACAUCUUUUGUGGUUUCAUUUACCAAAUAAAAUUUAAAAU